This is a messenger RNA of Pocillopora damicornis (cauliflower coral), 3174 nucleotides long. RefSeq names its product pyroglutamylated RF-amide peptide receptor. Gene Ontology annotation, biological process: G protein-coupled receptor signaling pathway; cellular response to hormone stimulus. The record is from RefSeq and is a predicted model, not a curated record. Gene Ontology annotation, molecular function: peptide binding; G protein-coupled receptor activity. Gene Ontology annotation, cellular component: plasma membrane. NCBI's taxonomy places the organism in Eukaryota, Metazoa, Cnidaria, Anthozoa, Scleractinia, Pocilloporidae.
CAUUCUAAAAUAUCUAUGCACGGUGUCUGCCUAGCCUUGGACUUAUAGGUUUAAGUUACAUGCAGAUGGAACUCAUCGCAUACAUUUAAAAGGAUUUUUUACAAUCUCUCUAAAUACUUCACUGCAAUCUUAAAGCUUCUAACAAGCAGAGAGUUCCUUCCAGGGAAGACUCGUGACAACUUGUCGUCUAGGAAUGAAUAAUUAACAUGAGAAAAUCAAACAUGGAACUCGCUCAUCAAUUAUUGUUAUAUUAAUUUUAAGCUAUGGUUUUCAAGUUUAUGUCCACCCUGGCUAACUCCAUCUAUUUAAAUUAUUGUGGCGGUUAUAGUCAGUAAGGUUCUCCUGUAGUUCUCAAGAUUAGUUUUUAAUCCGUGAAACACUUAUUUCUCUUUACAUAAUUAAUCCUGAACUGUGUUUAGUUAGCUGCCAUUAUUCCCUGUAAUUAUCAUAACCAAACGUGCGAGGUGUUCCAACUAAUAAUAACUAUUUGAAAACUAAAAAAAAGUAAUCGACUCAUCAUUACUAAUUAAGGUGCUUAGUUCAGCCAAACACGACAUGUUCCGUGGGUAAAGAACAAAAAUACCAUAUUGACAGUCAAAUCCUAAAAGACGUAUUAGAGCUUACUGCGAGCAUGGAAAGAAAACUUCGACUAUCAAUCUUACGAAAUAGUUAAAUAAACAAAAAAUUUCCUUUGCCAAUAUAAAUUUAAUUAUUCAUAAAAGCUUCAUAAAAAAUGAACUUUUGAAAGCAUUCCUGUUUUAUCAUUAACCGCAACAACUUCAAAUAGUUUUUUUUUUUUCGAGAUUGCUUACAGUGGGCCAGAAAUAUUUCAUCGUUUUUGACGGACAUCAAUAUGAAUAGUUUCAGAAUAAGGUACCAGAUGGUCCAAGGGUAAUUAAAUGCGAGUCUUCUGCUCUCAUGAAUAUUACAUAACAAUUAGAUGUUUUUCGGUUUUCGAAGCAGUGUAAUCGUUGGAACGUGACUAAUUAUCAUAAGCAUUGCCAUCUUUCACAAGAGGAAGGGAUUGAUGCAUGACAAAAGUUUCUAAUAAUGUCCGAACCAGCUGAAAUUGCCGUAACAUCGAUACUGGCCCUACUCAUCAUUGCGAACAUCAUUGGUAACUGUCUAGUUUGUCUCGUCAUAAAGAAAUAUAGAGAUAUGAGGACUCCCAUCAACUACCUACUGGCCAACCUGGCGGUCUCUGACAUCGUGUUUGCGCUUUUCAUAGCACCAAAUCAUGUUUUGAAAAAAUCGUUCAAUCAUCCAGACAACACCAUUGGAUCAGUCUUGUGUAAGGUUCUCACUGGCGGUAAUGUGGCAUGGAUUGGAGUAGCAUCGUCUGCUUUGACCCUCGUUGUCAUAUCAGUUGAACGCUUCUAUACUGUCACGAGUCCUGUUAGUAGCAAUGCAAAACUAACCAUGCGGAAAGUAAAGACGAUUAUUCCCGCUUGUUGGAGCAUUGGAGCACUUUUCAGUAUACCAAUCUUCCUGGUUACGACUUAUGAUAAAACAACUCGCAAAUGUAAGUGGAAUUGGCACGAGCAAUGGAUGGGUGCAGUGUACGACACCAUCUGGCUGGUACUGUUGGCUCUAAUUCCUCUGUUAGUGAUGACUGGUUUAUAUUCAAAAGUUGUUUACAUGUUGUGGUUCAAACGAAACGAAGAAAAUGAACUCGCCUUUCAACAGAAGGGAGUCCUUAAGGUGAGGAAGCGUGUAACAUUGAGUAUGAUCACUGUCAGCGCCAUAUUUGGAGCUUGUUGGAUCACAGGACUGCUGGCUUACAUCUUAAGCCACCUUGACAUCUUCAUAUUUGGCUCAGUCUCAUACGUCGUUUCUGACACUUUGUUCAUGUUCAACUCUGCUAUCAACCCUUACAUUUAUGCACUGCUCAAUGAGCGUUUCAGGCAAAAGCUCAGGUUAUUGUGCUCUGCUAACCGCACUCCUAGGGUAUAUAAUUCAAGCUAGCCUGGCAUUACGCGCACUACUAACACCUCCAACAAGAAAAACACUUUGGCAUUUUCACAGAGUAAACGUAGUGGUCGAAUGUUAAAAUGGAGCUCGAAAGUAACAGAGAAGCAACAUGUAAAACAGGAGAAACACCAACUGACUCCCACAAGCCCGUAAUAUUACACAGGAAUAUAACGAGUGGUGACAUAAAAGGAGGGAAAUGUGGAAAUUUUCUUCCGUUAUUAUUUUAAAUUUUGAUUUUUCUUCCUCUUCCUCUUUAGUACUUCAUUUUGUAUUCACGCUUGGAGCACGCAAUUUUACCAUAUUAGAUAAUCACGCUAAAUGACCCUAAACCUUGAUACUGGAAAUAUGACCCGGACACUUUCGCGUGCUUUUGUUGUUUUGUUUUUCAGAGUUGGUUUUUAGCUUUUUUUUUAGCUUUCUUUCACCCAAAUUUGCUACCCCGUUAUUUUGGAAUCUCGGAAUCUAUGUUUGAGCCAAAUGUUGUGGUUAAUUUAACAAGUUCUAUAUAUAUAUUUUUUACGGAGUUUAGACUCUCACCUUCUUUUUUUUGUAAAAAUGUUUUUUAAAGAAAGUUUGGAUGUGUUGGCGCUGUGAUGUUUGAUAUACGUCCCUUUACAAAAUGUUUCAGGUCUGACGUUAUCUGAUGAUGAGAAAUAGCGAGAUUAAAACAUGACGUUUCGGCGAAGACAUGUCACCAUUACCAAAUGUAAAAUUAUUGUUACUUCAGUGAUGUUAUAGAAAGUAAGAAAAGUGUGAAACUAAAUUAGAAUAAAGGAGAUAGAGUUAAACAAAAGAAUGUACAUAAUUAAAUGAAUAGUUUCGCUGAAAUGCCUUGCCGACACCGUGCGCAGACAACUUGGAGACCUUGGAAAGAAAAUCGACCGUGUACUACAACUAGUUUUCACAGGUAGGAAAAUCGCGAAAGGUUUAAAAGUCACGGAAACAAAAAAGCCCUCACUGAUAAACCUACAAUGCGUUGUGUAUGAAUUUGAAGGUAAUUCGUGUGAUGCGGAUUAUAUAGGCUACACGAACCGUCACCUCCACCUUCGCAUUUUCCGUUAUCGGUAAACAUCUUAAGGACGAAUACAAUCAAAGACCGAACAAUCUUCACGAGCAAUUUGCCAUCCUAAAGAAAUGCCGCGGAAAGUUUGAGCGCCUUAUUUAUGAAACGCUUUUAAUAAGGAAAAAGAGACCGACUCUGAA